Molecule: messenger RNA, 923 nt
Organism: Melampsora larici-populina 98AG31
Lineage: Eukaryota; Fungi; Basidiomycota; Pucciniomycetes; Pucciniales; Melampsoraceae
Exons: 5
Coding region: 50-754 (234 amino acids)
Biological process (GO): rRNA processing; ribosomal large subunit biogenesis; nuclear-transcribed mRNA catabolic process
Cellular component (GO): preribosome, large subunit precursor; nucleolus
Molecular function (GO): RNA binding
Source: RefSeq, a predicted model, not a curated record
AAUUCCUAAAACUUGACUUCCAACAACUUAUCAUCAAAACUAUUUCAAGAUGCCUAAAUCAAAAAGAGCAACGAUAGUCCAUUUGACCAAAACUACAAAGAAAACAAAAGAAGCUAAGGGUAAAUUGAUAGACGAUCUCAAGGCAGCUACCGACGAGUUUAAAUACGCAUGGUUAUUCACAGUAGACCACGUUCGUACAACUUAUUUACAAGAAAUUCGAUCAGCUUGGAAACCUGCAAGGAUCUUCCUUGGUCGCAAUGCUGUGAUGAGACUUGCAUUAGGAUCAACGCCUGAAAAUGAACAUAUGCCCGGAACAGGUGUACUGGGAAGGUUGCUCGAAGGUGAUACCGGGCUACUGUUUACAGACGAAGAUCCCAAAGUGGUGAUUGAGUGGUUCGAUGAUUUCGUUCGCGAUGAUUAUGCUCGAAAAGGAAAUGUGGCCACUGAGACUGUUGAGCUUCCAGCAGGUCCAGUGAUGAUCAAAGAAAUCAACGACGAUCCUUCUGUAGCCCCUGGAGCGAUGGAACCUCAUCUACGUGCACUAGGUUUACCUACAACUUUACAACGCGGGGUCCCAACUCUGACCUCAUCGUAUAAAGUCUGCUCAGAGGGUGCUACCCUCAGUACUCAACAAGCUGGACUUUUGAAGACUUUGGGACAUCAGCAGGCGAAGUUUAAAGUAGUACUCCGAAACGUAUGGGUAAAAGAAAGUUCGAAAACUCUUACUGUCGAAGAAAUUCAAAAGCAGGCAUAAGCUUUUCCAAGGGAAGAAGUCAGGGUUCAACUAUUUCAUUAAUCUUACAACCUGGAAUCUCAGACAAUCCGUUUCAUUCUCAUUGUUUGACCAUCUUCCUGUGCUUUGAUCUUUUUUGUCUUCCUACAUGUAGUCCAUGCUUCUAAAAUUCAAGUAUCUAUGUGAACCC